Molecule: messenger RNA, 1116 nt
Organism: Drosophila eugracilis
Lineage: Eukaryota; Metazoa; Arthropoda; Insecta; Diptera; Drosophilidae
Product: neuferricin homolog
Exons: 1
Coding region: 179-1042 (287 amino acids)
Cellular component (GO): membrane; endomembrane system
Source: RefSeq, a predicted model, not a curated record
AAAGGUACCCAAUGAAAGUAUUACUUUUUCACCGUUCCUCCUUACAAUUUAAAGUUUUUAAAUUCAAACCGGUUUCCCGGUCUUCUUCAAUGUUACGGUCACACUGGCCUUAGCAGCCGGUUGGCAAGAGUGAAUUUCAAGUGGAACCAGUUCCAGUUCAGUGCUGAGAAGGUGCAAGAUGUUUGGACUUCUUCGACACCUGUUCAAAUUACAGUUUCUCUUUGUUGUGGCGGCCGUUUUGGCCGGACUUUACCACGCAGAGAUUAGGCAGUUUCUACGACGGCACACAGACGACUACCUGGACAAAGCUAGCCAGGAUGCAGGCAUUCCGGUGGCUUUUCAGGCUGGUGACGAAGUCGGUACGCUCUUCACGCCGGCUGAACUGGCCAAGUUCAAUGGCGAGGAGGACGGUCGUCCGCUUUACCUCGCUCUUUUGGGUUCCGUCUUCGAUGUGAGCCGUGGCAUUAAGCACUACGGAUCCGGAUGCAGCUAUAACUUCUUUGUGGGCCGCGACGCCUCCGUGUCGUUUAUUUCCGGGGAUUUCGAGUCCUACGAUCCGGAAACGUCAGACGAUGUGCUGACUUUAAAGCCAGAUGAUUUGAUUGGACUGGCCGGAUGGAGAGACUUCUACCAGAAGGACUAUAUCUAUAAAGGCCGUGUAAUUGGACGCUUUUACGAUUCCAAGGGUGAUUUAACCCCCUAUCAUCACAAGUUCCUGGAGCUGCUGCAGCAGGCGCGGGAUGCCAAGCGACAGGUUGAGGAAUUGCGUGCCCGUUAUCCUGGCUGCAAUAUUGAAUGGAGCCAAGAACGUGGCACCCGCGUCUGGUGCACCACCACCAGCGGAGAUGGCAAGGAGCGUUCCUGGAUAGGUUAUCCCCGUAAACUCUACAGUCGUGGCAACAAAAACUUCCAGUGCGCUUGUGUGCCCGAUUCCGAAUUGGAUGAGAUCGAUUCAGGCGGCAAAGCAGCCCACGGAGAUGUUAUGCUGAAACCCUAUGACAAUUGCGAGCCCAGGGCACAGGAGUGCUUCUAUAGGGUGUAGCCAGUUAGCCCUGGAUUUGUAAAUAAUGCAUUUGGACAAAUAAAAAAAACGAUACUCACAGUUGAGUUAACAUA